Molecule: messenger RNA, 765 nt
Organism: Stereum hirsutum FP-91666 SS1
Lineage: Eukaryota; Fungi; Basidiomycota; Agaricomycetes; Russulales; Stereaceae
Product: short chain oxidoreductase
Exons: 10
Coding region: 1-765 (254 amino acids)
Molecular function (GO): oxidoreductase activity, acting on the CH-OH group of donors, NAD or NADP as acceptor
Source: RefSeq, a predicted model, not a curated record
AUGUCCAGCGACUCCAAGAUCGGACACGUAGCUCUCGUUACUGGUGCUGCCCAGGGUAUUGGGCGAUCGAUCGCUUUACGCCUUGCCAAGGACGGAUGUGAUCUCGCCGUGAACGACAUCCCGGGGAAGAUCCAGGAGUUGAUUGCGUUACAGGCUGAGAUCAAAGGACAACAUUCGCGGAGAUGCGUUGUCGUGACAGGCGACGUUUCAGUGGAGGACGAUGUGCGGAAAGUCUUUGAAGAAGUCGUGGCUCAGCUUGGGGGGCUUGAUAUCAUGGUAGCAAACGCCGGAAUAUGCGCAAUAAAGCCUUUCGUGGAUAUUUCUGUCAACGAUCUCGACAAGAUGUUCGCCGUGAACCUUCGCGGAGUAUUCUUAUGCUAUCAGUUUGCUGCAAGGCAAAUGAUCAAACAAGGUCGCGGCGGCAAAAUCAUAGGUGCUUCGUCCGAAGCUGGAAAGCAAGGACACCCGUUGAUGACCUCGUACUGUGCUAUGAAGUUCGCCGUCCGUGGUCUUACGCAAGCGGUCGCCACCGAGCUUGGAGCGCACAACAUCAACGUUAACGCUUACGCACCGGGAGUCAUCCUGACGGAUAUGCAACAAGCUAUCGCGAACCAUAAACCUGAUCCCGAUGCGUUCCUCAACGAAGAGAGCAAUAAGCCUGCCCUUCGACGGAAUGGAACUGCCGAGGAUGUAGCCUCUGUAGUAUCUUAUCUAGCAUCUGAAAACUCUGGAUAUAUCACCGGUACGCUGUCUUGUAUUAGCUGA